Lachancea thermotolerans CBS 6340 is the source of this 1149-nucleotide messenger RNA. Its product is annotated as 2,3-butanediol dehydrogenase. Gene Ontology annotation, cellular component: cytoplasm. The record is from RefSeq and is a predicted model, not a curated record. The transcript has a single exon. Lineage: Eukaryota; Fungi; Ascomycota; Saccharomycetes; Saccharomycetales; Saccharomycetaceae. Gene Ontology annotation, biological process: butanediol biosynthetic process. The coding region runs from base 1 to 1149 and encodes 382 amino acids. Gene Ontology annotation, molecular function: zinc ion binding; (R,R)-butanediol dehydrogenase activity.
AUGAGAGCGUUAGCAUACUUUGGUCAAAAAGACAUCCGCUUCACUGACAGCCUUGCGCAACCACAGGUUUCUCAUGAGGAUGAGGUGGAAAUUGACGUUAGCUGGUGCGGUGUAUGUGGUUCCGAUCUCCACGAAUAUCUUGAUGGCCCUAUUUUCUUUCCAGCUAAUGGGAAGACACACGCUAUGAGCGGCCAAGGCCUUCCCCAGGCCAUGGGCCAUGAGAUGUCUGGCAUUGUGUCAAAAGUAGGAAGCGACGUUUCCAAGGUCAAGGUUGGUGAUCACGUGGUUGUAGGUGCAUGCUGCACGUGUGAAGACCGCGCUAGGUGGCCCGACGUCAAGCACGAGAGGGAGGGUCUGUGCAUUGCAUGCAAGACAGGAAACCCUAACUGCUGCACUGACCUUGGAUUCUGUGGGCUUGGGUGCCAAAGUGGCGGUUUUGCUGAAAAAAUUGUCCUCAGCGAGCGUAAUGUCGUCAAAAUUCCAAACAGUCUUCCCCUCGAUGUGGCCGCACUUGUAGAACCUAUCUCUGUCUCUUGGCACGCGGUCCGCAUUUCGAAGCUACAACCAGGUCAGACCGCUUUGGUUUUGGGUGCUGGCCCCAUCGGCCUAGCGGCAGUUCUUGCACUGCAGAGCCAUGGUGCCGGCACCAUUAUUGUCUCAGAACCUGCAGACACUAGAAGGCAGAAAGCUGAGGCUUUGGGUGCUCAAACAUUCAAUCCAACAGAACAUGGUGAUAACGUCAUCGAAGCGCUUCGUAAAUUGGCUCCAGGCGGUGAAGGUUUCAACUUCUCCUACGACUGCUGUGGUACCAGCGAGACUUUCAGCGCCGGCCUGCAUACACUAACACCUAAAGGUGUCGCUGUCAACAUCGCGGUUUGGGGUCCUAAGCCAAUUGACUUCUACCCAAUGGAUGUCACAACAUCAGAGAGAUUUGUUACAGGAUCCAUCUGCUACACUACUCAAGAUUUCGAAGAGGUCGUAGACGCAAUGGACAAGGGCAAAAUUGACAUCAACAAGGUGAAAACCAUGAUCACAGGUCGCGAAAGAAUUGAAAAUGGUUUCGAGAACGGCAUAAUGGAUUUGAUCAACAAUAAGGAGAAGAACAUCAAAAUUUUAUUGACUCCGAACAAUUUCAAGGAACUUGCUUAG